AUGCCCCGCCCUCGCGCGUCUCAAACGCCGUCGUUCGCGCUCGAAUUCGCGUCCUCCUUCGUCGUCUGCGCCGCGCUCGCGACGCUCGACGUCCAAGCGACGCUCGCGCGAAAAUAUCUCGGCCCGAUCCUCGAACGGGUCGGCGCGCGCGCGCUCGCGGACGAUGACGCCGCGGUGACGCUGGCGCUGCUGUUCGUGAACCUCGCGAUCGUGUUCUCGCCGUCGUAUCAGGCGCUGACGCGAGGGGCGACGAACAAUCCGACGGCGUACGCGCUGAAGGGGAUGUUGGGCGACACGGGAGCGGCGCGGGCGUGCGCGAACGCGUGCGCGGCGGUGCUGGCGCACGUCUGCGCGCUGAAGGCGGUGAUGGUGGUGAUGCGAACGCACCCAGAGUAUCUGCCGGGUAAGGGCGCGAUCGCGCCGAUCGUGCCGACGGGGACGACGGCGUCGGCGGCGGCGGCGGAGACAGCCGUGGUCGCGGCUAAUUUUUUAUUCUUCGGUUUGGCCGAACGCGCGUUCGCCGCGGCGCUGAUCCCGACGCUCGUGAGCGGGUUUUACGUGAUGACGAUGAUGAUCGAAGGGUGCAGGUACUCGUGCGGGUACAUGAACCCGUCGACGGUGAUCGCCAGUCACGCGUUGGCGGGCGACUUGAAAUCGCGAGAAGCCUUUGAAGCCAUCGCGCCGUACGUCAUCGGCGGUAUCGCCGGCUCCGUCAUCGUCGCCAUCGCGGCGAAAGUGCUCGUUCCCGAACCAAAGAGCGCGAAGCGCGCGCGCGCGCAAUCAAAGGCGGUGGUGCGAUCGAUUUCAAAGGCGCGAGCGGGAGGCGCGGCGACGCGCAAAGGCGCAAAGCAAAAGUAG
This is a messenger RNA of Ostreococcus lucimarinus CCE9901, 858 nucleotides long. RefSeq lists its product with no specific name. Lineage: Eukaryota; Viridiplantae; Chlorophyta; Mamiellophyceae; Mamiellales; Bathycoccaceae. The transcript has a single exon. The record is from RefSeq and is a predicted model, not a curated record. Bases 1 to 858 code for a protein of 285 amino acids.